Molecule: messenger RNA, 1556 nt
Organism: Panicum hallii
Lineage: Eukaryota; Viridiplantae; Streptophyta; Magnoliopsida; Poales; Poaceae
Product: BTB/POZ and TAZ domain-containing protein 1-like
Exons: 3
Coding region: 227-1288 (353 amino acids)
Cellular component (GO): nucleus
Molecular function (GO): protein binding
Source: RefSeq, a predicted model, not a curated record
UGUCUCCUCUGCAGCAGAGGUGUCCGCCUCCCGCGGCCGCCCGCUUCCUCCUCCUAUAUAGCUGUCGCUGAGCUUGAGCCGCCGCUCCAUCUCUCGUUGCGUUCCAGGUCCACGAACAAUCCAUUCUCGCGCCGGUUCGUUACUAAGAUCGCGCCCGCCAGCCUGUCAAGCUUCGAGUUCGAGGCCUCGCCGUUGCGGCCUCCAUCGAUCACAGAGAGAACGAUCCAUGGCGGCGCUGUACGCGGACCUCGACGCGCUCCGGGCGUCGGCGGCCGACGUGCGGAUCGUCACCUCGGACGGCCAGACCAUCGCCGCGCACUCCUACGUCCUCGCCUCGGCGUCGCCGGUGCUGGAGAGGAUGAUCGACGUAGCGCGGCGCGGCGGGCGGGGCGGCGGCGCCUGCACCGUCCGCAUCCUCGGCGCGCCCUCCGACGCCGUCCUCGCGUUCCUCCACCUCCUCUACGCCGCCCGGGCGGAGGAGGCCGUGGUGGCCGCGCACGGGCCGCAGCUGCUGGCGCUGGCGCACGCGUACCGCGUCGGGUGGCUCAAGCGCGCCGCGGAGGCAUCCGUGUCGGCGCGCCUCGCCCCGGGCGACGCCGUGGACAUGCUCAAGCUGGCGGGGCUCUGCGACGCGCCGCGGCUGCGGGCCGCGUGCGCGCGCCUGGCCGCCAGGGACCGCGCCGCCGUCGAGGCGUCCGACGGGUGGCGCUUCGCGCGGCGCCACGACCCGACGCUGGAGCAGGAGCUCCUGCAGCUGCUGGAGGACGCGGGCCGGCGCCGGGAGCGGUGGGCGCGGGGCCGGGCCUCGCGGGAGGCUUACCGCCAGCUCGCCGAGGCCAUGGACUCGCUCGACCGCAUCUUCGCCGCCGCCGAUGACGACGACGCGUGCUCCGCGGGCGGCGAGCCGUGCGCGAGGAAAGGCGGCGGCGGCGGCGGCGCAACGUGCGAGCUGGGCCUGCGGCUGCUGAUGCGGCACUUCGCCGCCUGCGCGCGCAAGGCCGCGCCGGGCGGGUGCGCGCGGUGCAAGCGCCUUCUGCAGCUGUUCCGCCUCCACGCCUCGGUCUGCGACCGGACGGAGCAGGACCAGCCCUGCCGCGUCCCGCUCUGCAGCCAUUUCGCGGCGAGGAUGCGGGAGGAGAAGGCGGACAAGACAUGGCGGCUGCUGGUGAAGAAGGUGACGACGGCCAGGGCGAUGGCCCGGCUGGCCGUCGGCAGGCGGGUGCCGGAGGUGGUGGCCGUGUCGUGGGCGAGGUACCUCAGCAGCAGCAAAUGGGCGAAAUUGAGAUGAAGAUCCAGCGCGCGGAGCGCAAUCUUCCAUCUGGCGUGCAAGACUUGGCCGUGAGCCCGAAAUCCUCGUGCAAAUUUUUGGCCGUUGGGCGACGGCAAGUUGCGAUGCCCAAUGUGACGCUGCCUUGAGCCGGUCGGGAUGAAAAUGUAGAGAGGAUAGGCUUGGUGUUUAUUUUUUUUAGAAGAGAUCAGGAGUUAUAGCAAUUGUAUAUAUAUCAUAUGCACUCAACUUGGAAAUUCGUAAGCAAUUUAUAUAUGUUCUUUGAUAA